GGGGCGCCCGCUCCUCCCUCUGCGGGCCUGCGUGCGGGCGGCGCCGAGCCCCCUGAGCGCGGCACGUGGGGCGCCUGAGGCUGCAGCAGCCGGCUGCGGCGCUUCAGCGGCGCACUCGGCAGGGCUCCCUCCCACUUCCCCUUCCCCUCUCUCUUCCACCACGCUGGGCCCCGCGGCCACCAUGGCGUCCAGCGAGGAGGACGGCACCAACGGCGGCGCCCCGGACGCCGGCGAGGAGAGGGAGGCCGCCGGCAAGCGGCGGCGCCUCAGCUUGUUGGCUGCCGUCUGGCUCACCUUCUAUAACAUCGCCAUGACCGCGGGGUGGCUGGUUCUAGCUAUUGCCAUGGUACGUUUUUAUAUGGAAAAAGGAACACACAAAGGUUUAUAUAAAAGCAUUCAGAAGACACUUAAAUUUUUCCAGACAUUUGCCUUGCUUGAGAUAGUCCACUGUUUAAUUGGAAUUGUACCUACUUCUGUGCUUGUGGCUGGGGUCCAAGUGAGUUCAAGAAUCUUUAUGGUGUGGCUCAUUACUCACAGUAUAAAACCAAUCCAGAAUGAGGAGAGUGUGGUGCUUUUUCUGGUCGCGUGGACUGUGACAGAGAUCACUCGCUAUUCCUUCUACACAUUCAAUCUUCUCAACCACUUGCCAUACUUCAUUAAAUGGGCCAGAUACAAUUUUUUUAUCAUCUUGUAUCCUGUUGGAGUUGCUGGUGAACUUCUUACGAUAUAUGCUGCCUUACCAUAUGUGAAAAAAUCAGGAAUGUUUUCAAUAAGACUUCCUAAUAAAUACAAUGUCUCUUUUGACUACUAUUAUUUUCUCCUAAUAACCAUGGCCUCAUAUAUACCAUCAUCUAGUGAAUGGCAGCACACUAUGAGCAGAGCCAGACCUUGCUUCAGUGUCCGUCAUGUCGCAGUUGCAGGUUCAAGUACUGGGUUCCCCUCUUCCUUGCAACCACUGAGGCAUCUCCACGGAAACCCAGGAUCUAACAUCAUGGAUCAAAACCAUCGAACCAGUAACUUUGGACUGUGUUUUCAGUGUUUCCACAACUCUAUUUUCAUAUGUUACGUCAAAGAAGAAAGGUGCUUCACGGGGAGGUGAUUGUGGAAAAGGAUGAUUAAAUGAUCCCUACAAACAAGGUGCUCUUUCCAGAAAAACCAGGAUUACUUGUGUCCAAGUUUUAAUAACAAGAAUAAAUAGCUUCAUGAAGUAUU
Molecule: messenger RNA, 1212 nt
Organism: Manis javanica (Malayan pangolin)
Lineage: Eukaryota; Metazoa; Chordata; Mammalia; Pholidota; Manidae
Gene: HACD1
Product: 3-hydroxyacyl-CoA dehydratase 1
Biological process (GO): fatty acid elongation; sphingolipid biosynthetic process; very long-chain fatty acid biosynthetic process
Cellular component (GO): endoplasmic reticulum membrane
Molecular function (GO): 3-hydroxyacyl-CoA dehydratase activity
Source: RefSeq, a predicted model, not a curated record